Verruconis gallopava is the source of this 2507-nucleotide messenger RNA. RefSeq lists its product as uncharacterized. Gene Ontology annotation, molecular function: DNA binding; zinc ion binding; DNA-binding transcription factor activity, RNA polymerase II-specific. The record is from RefSeq and is a predicted model, not a curated record. NCBI's taxonomy places the organism in Eukaryota, Fungi, Ascomycota, Dothideomycetes, Venturiales, Sympoventuriaceae. The transcript is spliced from 5 exons. Bases 260 to 2329 code for a protein of 689 amino acids. Gene Ontology annotation, biological process: DNA-templated transcription; regulation of DNA-templated transcription.
AUUAUGUCAUUUUAACACCAGUCAUUGCUUCUUUUUUGUCUAUUUGAACGCUAUAUAUUCGCAAUUACGAGCACUGCCUAGCUUAGGCUAGCGGACAGUGCGACAGAUUGUCAGUGGCGCAAGUUGCGGAGUCUACACCCAACAUCUCUUCCGAACCGAAAUUAUCUGUAACUCCUAGCCCAAGUAAAAAGCAACAAACUCAAUGUUCCAAAGGGUAAUUUACGCUAGUUUAGUAUCUCCCUUCAGAUGAGUGGAUUAUAUGGCGCCAUCUCCUGAUGCAAUUGAAUCCCCUACUCUGCGUCUUCCUACCCAUCGAAGGCGAGACAAGGUUGCUCCUGAGAAGAGGAAACGAGUAGUUACAGCAUGCAAUAGUUGCAAUUUGCGGCGCAUUAAGUGCUCCGGAGAGAAACCUUGCUAUCAUUGUCGGAAAGCUGAUCGGGAUUGCACGUACCCAGUCAUAGAGGACAAAAUAUCUGUCAGCCGUGCUGAGUUCAUUGGUCUUAAAGCAAGAUGCGCUGAACUACAACGCCUGCUUGGCGAAAUGACACCUAUCGCCAGCAGAGAAGGAUUCUCUGAGCUCGCUAGUCCGCAAGGCUCUAUUAGUAUCGCACGUGCGAAUACUUUUGCUGGCACCCAGUAUUCGCCCAACGAAGGCCGUGUUCUUCAGGAUCCAGAUGGAACGGUACGUUAUUUAGGGGAAUCAUCUGGUGCAGUAUUUCUCGACUAUCUCAAGGAGUUCAUGGCAACAAUCUCCCCAUUAGCAUUCAACGAUUCAUGGACUGGGCUUCAGAAUCCGGAAACAGCAUUCAUUAAAUCUCUGGGUCGAUAUCAGACACACGAUUCAAGGCCGUUACUUGUCCCUGAUGUCGAUCCUCUUUGGUUUCCAUCCAGAACAGAGGCAUCCAUCAUGCUGGCUGAGUUCAGAUACUUGGCGCAAGAUGGCACUGGGGACUUCCCGUGUGGUGGAAUAUACUUUUGGGCUGAUUGGGAUAAAGUCCUGCAAAAUACUCGAGCCGAAACUGGGAACGACAUCUCUUCCGACUUAGCAAUUCUGAAUGCCGCAUUCGCUCUCGCUUCGCAAUGUCGAAGAACUACCAAUCUAGACGAAAAUUCAUCUCAUGGAGAUCCAUACUUUGCGAGAGCACGAUCGCUGCUUAAAAAUCCCCUGGACUACAUCACGGUCAGUGACGUUGCAUCUCUUGGGCUUCUUGCAUUCUACCUCAUGGAAAGAAACCGAAGAGACUCAGCAUAUAUUUAUGUCAGCAUUGCAGUACAUAUUCUCAUCAUGCAUGGCGUCCACCGUGGUUGGAUGGUAGAUGAACUAGGAAAGAGGAUAUUUUGGACAAUAUAUAUUCUCGAACGUCGAUUAAGUAUCCUCAUGGGCCGACCUCCGUUAAUUUCGGACUUAGCUAUCAAACUGAGACCUCCUGAGAAUACACGUCAAUUUCCUCCACCUGCCGGCUUGAGCGCACAUAUCGAGCUUUCACGAAUCUCGAAUUAUAUUGUCUGCAACGUCUACCAGAUCGCUUCACAAGCCCCUGGUGAGGAGCUGUCCAUCUUCGUGGACAAUGCCUUACAAAUGCUGACAAACUGGUCGCAAAACCUUCCACCUGAACUCAAGACAAGCGAGAAUGGCCUCACUGAUGACAAAUCUUGCUGUGAGCUCCAUAUGACAUACAAUCAGCUCAUCAUCCUCACUAUACGUCCAAUAUAUUUUGUCGCGGUUAAAAAGGCUGUUGCUGAUCGUUUCAUAAAUGGAAGAUUUGAUAUCCAAUCUCAUCCAUAUCUCUCCAAAAUUUUGGAGUGCAGCUCAGCGGCCAAACGAAAUCUAGCUUUGGGCCGAGUUCUAUCAAGACUUGAUCGAUUCCAUCAUCUGAUGCACAUAAGUCUUCAUAACAUCUUCAAUGCUGCAGUCAUACUUCAGCUGGGUCAGCUCUUGUUCGAGUCGGAAGACGCAUCCGAUGCAUCUGGCAUAUCAUUUGCCAUUGCUGCGUUUGAAAAUGAGGCAAAUAAUGGCAACAUGUACGCAGCAGAUUGCGCGAAAGUCCUGCUCGAUCUCAACCUCCUUGUGCAGAAGCUUGGAAGCCAGAAUAUAUUUUCUGGCCAGCAAAUAUCGACUCCAGUUCAUACUGACCUUCUUCAGAACCAGACAAGUCCUCACAUUGACGUAUAUCCCAUCGAUGAACGCUCAACUCAAAGAGUGAGGUGGCAUACAGAUAACGCAGGGCAGAGCGCAUCAUUACCAUCCACCGUCCGCGAACAAGAUCCUAUGUAUCGCGAACUUACCACAUGGCUCAGCGUUGAUGACUUGCAGCUAUAUCACAUAUGAGCCGCAUCAAGCGCAAUGCAGCGCUCUAGAUGCCAACUCUUAGCAUUUCUUAGCAUUUCUUCACUUCAAAUACAACGUUGACCUCAUCUUAUCAUGUAUGGCGCUAUAUCUAUUUAUUAACGUGAUAUAUUAGCUCUAGAUCUUUUCAUAUCAAUUUCGACCUGACAAGUGCACCUCC